CUCCAAACGGAGCGCGCAGAGGAGCGCGCGUGUUCUGAUGGAGCCGGGCGGGGAGAGGGAGAGCUUGAGCAGCCUCAGAGCGUCUCGCCACUAACUCCACUUUUCCCGACGCUCCUCACUUCUUCUUUUCUUUGGGAAAUCCAUUCCAUUCUGCCAGCUAUGGAGCUCCCCUCUCCAUCCCCGGGAGACUUCAGCGAGCUCCCGCCGGUGUCCACGACUCCUUCCAACGUCACAUGCUUGGAGGACCUGCUGCUCGCGCCUUCGGGGAGCAACGGAACCAGCGGGGCUCCGGCCAGAGACACCGCGCGCCUCAUCAUCGCAGUCUGCAUCACCGCGCUGUACUCCCUCAUCUGCGUGGUGGGGCUGCUGGGAAACGUGCUGGUGAUGUACGGCGUGGUCAGGUACACUAAGCUGAAGACAGCCACCAACAUCUACAUCUUCAACCUGGCUCUGGCUGAUGCUCUGGCCACCAGCACCCUCCCCUUCCAGAGCGCCAAGUACCUGAUGAGCACGUGGCCCUUUGGAGAGCUGCUGUGUAAAGUGGUGAUCGCCAUCGACUACUACAACAUGUUCACCAGCAUCUUCACGCUCACCAUGAUGAGCGUCGACCGUUACAUCGCGGUGUGUCAUCCUGUCAAGGCCUUGGACUUCCGAACGCCAGCCAAAGCCAAACUCAUCAACAUUUGCAUCUGGAUCCUCUCCUCCGCUGUGGGGGUGCCGGUGAUGAUCGCGGCUGUUACCAAGGUGACUGAUAAUGGAAGCACCGCCUGCACACUCACCUUUCCGGAGCCGGAAUGGUAUUGGGAUACAGUGACGAAAGUCUGCGUCUUCAUCUUUGCCUUUCUGGGUCCGGUUCUCAUCAUCACCAUCUGCUACGGUCUGAUGAUCCUGCGACUGAAGAGCGUCCGCCUUCUGUCCGGUUCCAAGGAGAAGGACAGAAACCUGAGGCGGAUAACCCGCAUGGUCCUGGUGGUGGUGGCGGCUUUCAUCAUCUGCUGGACCCCCAUUCACAUCUUCAUCAUCGUGAAGACUAUGGUGCAUAUUGACCGUAAUAACCUCCUGGUGAUGGCGAGCUGGCACCUGUCCAUCGCUCUGGGCUACAUCAACAGCAGUCUGAACCCGGUUCUCUAUGCCUUUUUGGACGAGAACUUCAAGAGGUGCUUCAGGGACUUCUGCCUGCCUGGACGCUCCAGCUCGGAGCAGAGCAGCUUCUCCAGAGCGCGUAACAGCGCCAAGGAGCCAGCGUACGUUUGUGCACCUGCGGAUCCACAGGAAGCGCCCACCUGACUAAGGCUGGAUCGGUCAGAGGGGAGUGUAGUCCAGAAUGAGUUCCAGACUAGUGUCACACAGGUGUCCACCACAGGAGUCUGAGUCCACAGAUGGUCCCCAGAACCGUCCAAACAGACUGGACUGAAUUGAGCAUAACUCAUUCUACUUUUAGCAUCAUGUAAGUCUUUCAGUGCAAUCACAAACCUGUGUGUCUGUGCAUCAGGAUCCAGGCAUAAAAACAUGGACAAAGCCCCCCAGGCGAGGCAGAAGAGCUGAAGGGUCGAUAACGUCCUUGCAGAAAAGCCGCUUCAAAGCUCAAGAUUGAUCAUUGAGAAAAUGACUUUUCAAACCUCCAGCUUAAAGAAAUGCACAGUCAACAGCUGUUCACCUGAAACAAUAAGCACUCCUCCCACACAGCACAGAUAUUUCAUCAUGUUUGAAGAAUUUUAUGAGGCAACCAGAAGUUUAAUCCAAAAGACGCACCAUUAUUGUGUUUUUAUAUUUCUGUAUUCAUGUAUUCAAUUCAUAGAAUCCAUGAAAAUCUUAAAUUAAUUUUCUAUAGAAAUUUAAUUUACCCCAAAACAGUGGCUGGCAAUACUAUGUUAAUCACAGCAAUUAAAUGAAUAACUAAUAAAUACAUUUAACCAUUAAAUAGGUAGUUUGUUUUCACAAUUGUACAAAAACAUUUUGAUCGAUCCAAUAAUAUUAACAAGAGUGCAUCACUGGUUAAUCGUUAUGAUGUAAAAAUGUAUAUAUGUUUAUAGUCUUUUAUUUAUUCAUUUUAUGGAAAUUAUUUUGUUCUGAUUUAGGAUUUAUUUUUCUUAUUUAAUUAAUUUUAAAUUAAUAUAAAACUGCAGUAAAUAGUAGUUGGUAUUGUUGCUUUACAGCUUUAUAAAUAAAACAUUAUAUAAUGUAAAUAUGAAUUGAUUUUAUUUACUCACUUUAAUUUAGUUGGUUGAACUGAUUAUUUAUCAAACUAUUUCGUACUGUGUUGUUGUUUAUUGGAGAUUUUGACAGAUUUGUGCUUGAUUUACUGGCAGAACGGAUGUAAAACAAAUCAAAUGUAACAGGAUAAAUUAUAGGUUUUAAGAUGAAGAUGUCUGUAAAAAUGCCCUGCAGGAACAAACAGAGCGCUCACCAUGCGAGGGACUGCACCUUCAUGCUGCUCUGGCUGUAAACGUCCUCUGUUUUUGUGGAGUAAAAACAGAAAGCGACUCUGCUCUCUGAAAGACUGAUGACUUGAAAUCAGGAGCAGCGGGACUCCUGUCCCCCACUGAAGGAAGAAAACAGACAUUUCCUUUCACUUUGUGGAUAAACAGAAAGCUGGUAUUGAUUUGGGAGAUUAUUUAAAUGCUGCCGCAUUUUAAUUUAAAUCACUGUCCAGUGUGCAGCAUGUAUAUUUUCAAAUGUUGCUCAGAUAAUAACUGUCGGUAGUACGAUAUUUUCUCUGAUGAUGUGAUUUGCUGCAAAGCAGUCAGUAAAAUUCAGUGUUUAUGAUUUACAUGUACUUUAUGAAUGUUGGGAAAGCAAGUAGUUUUAUUUACUUGAAUUAGACAUUUUUGAUCAUCAGUGGAGCAGAAAUGCUCCAGAGACAUCAUGUGGAUGAGAAGAAAAAAGCCAUCAUGCCUUAUUUAGUAGUGCUUUAGAUGUUCUAUAUUGAAAUAAUUGCGUUGGAGAUUUAACUCAAUCGUUAACAUAUUCCCCCCCCCAAAAAUAAUUUUUUGCUUUUUUUUUCUAAAAUGAAUGCAGCUAACAGUAUAUAUAUAUAU
This is a messenger RNA of Oryzias melastigma (Indian medaka), 3038 nucleotides long. It is a transcript of the gene oprd1b, whose product is annotated as opioid receptor, delta 1b. Bases 160 to 1287 code for a protein of 375 amino acids. The transcript has 3 exons. The record is from RefSeq and is a predicted model, not a curated record. Gene Ontology annotation, biological process: neuropeptide signaling pathway; G protein-coupled opioid receptor signaling pathway. Gene Ontology annotation, cellular component: membrane; neuron projection. Gene Ontology annotation, molecular function: G protein-coupled enkephalin receptor activity; neuropeptide binding. Lineage: Eukaryota; Metazoa; Chordata; Actinopteri; Beloniformes; Adrianichthyidae.